ACAGUAGGGGUGUUUCAGUAGAGGAUAAGAGCAGGAGAUGAGGAUUCCCUGAUUCUAUCUUGUCUUUCCCCCCUCUUGAGUGGUAGUGAGUCAGGCCGGAUAAUGAAGUCUGCUCUCUGAUGUAAAGUAGGAAGUUUUUUACUGCCGGUACUGUUCAGCCGGAGAGAGAGGGUACAUGCAGCAGAGGGUCCCCCUCCUCAGAAGUGACAAAACAGGUGUGGCAUGGGAGGGGCGUGUCUGGUGAAUCAUAAUCAGGACAGACCUCUGGCUAACAUUGACUGGAAUCUGUGCUGAUUGAUAGAAAGAAGCUGAACUGACAGUAUAAAGUAAUGGCAGUGGUGAAGCAUUGUUAGAUAAGAAAGUUUAAUGUAUUAUUAUUUUUGUGUGAGGUUUUCCCUGCACUCUUGAGAUAGAGGAAUGUACUUUGUGUAAUUGUGAAGCUGGAACCAGACUCUAGCAGUUUGCAUCUACUUGCUAUGAUGCUCUGUCUGUGUUGAUAGUAUCAGCUGAUCCGUAAACAGCUGACAACCAGAGUGAACAUUAAGAGUGACUACAGGGGACAUGGCAUGUUUGGUACAGAACUCUUCCUCUGUGGAAUUAUCACAUGGGCCAAAGAGAAUAAAGAAGAAUUGGGACACAAGUAGCAGUGGCAGUUGGUCCCCCCUUUAUGGGGGAGGGACUUCACUAGACCAAGAGGCCAUCCAGUACAUACACAAGUUCUAUUGCAAAGAUUGCAGAAUGGAAGCGGAGAAAGCAGAAAAAGAAAAGGCAGCCCUAGGGGGUGAGGGGCAGGUUAAAGGGGAGCCAGAACAGAUGUCCCCCACCAGCCCCCAGUCCACUCUGGAGGAGAUGUCCCUACAACAAAGCAUGGACAAAAACAAAGAAUCACUUAAACGGAAACUAAUGAUGAGGCGAUCUGUGAAUGAACUGGUAGACCAAGGAAUUUAUCCUCCAUUGAGUACACCAGCUGCAUUUGCUGAACAGAGAAGACAUUUAGAAAGAGCAAAGACUGGUGACCUACUCAGACACAAAAUCCAGCACCGCCCUGAUCGACAGGUCCUUGUACAGCAGCACAUUCUAGAAGACACCAAAAUUGAUCCCUCCCUACACGAGCGACAACGUAAGCUGAAGAGAGCUCGAAUCGCUGAUGAUCUGAAUGACAAACUCUCUCACAGACCAGGCCCACUGGAGCUAGUAGAGGGCAACAUUCUACAGACAGACAAUGAAACUUUCAGGACAGCUCUUCAGGCUGGAUCAAUAAAAUUCAACAGAACAUUUGAUGAGGACUCAGAGUCAAAUCUGGGAUUUGAGGAUGAAAGCACAACAACCAGUGAUGGUGUCCCCUCCCCAUGUGAUUCCAGUAUGUCCGAUAUCUGUAGUCCCCCCAUCAUACCCCCAGCCCCUGAGCUACCAGCUGCCCUGAAGUUCCAACAGUUGGGAACCCUCCCCAGUACAUUCACUUCUGGGGUAACACUGACUAAUGUGACAGGAGUAACAGGAGCUAAUGCUUUGACUUCAUUUGCCAAAUUGUCACCCAUUACAACUCAAUCAUUCAGUGUUACAAGUACUGCCCCUGUGAAUUCUAAUGGAGUGGCCAUUUUGAAUGGAACAACAACUAAAUUGGGCAAUGGACACAAUUCUUCUAAUGCUAAUAAGAAUAGACCUAAGAAACCAAAACCGAAAGCUCAACCAAAAACAAAAGUGAUUAAAUUUCAUGAGUACAAAGGACCUCCGAAUGUUGUGAAAACUCAGCCUGUUCCUCCUCAGUCCAGUAGCUCCUCUUCUGAGACUCCCUACCACAUCAUGCUACAACAGCAGCAGUUGUUUCUACAGUGGCAAUUAGAAUUUCAGUCAAAGAAUGCUACAACAACACCUGGACGACCAGUAGUGGUGUCGACUCAGCAGACGGGGGCGGAGCAGCCAACUACCAUACAAAUGCAGACAACAAGUAGCAGUGUAGGGGUAGUCCCAGUGCUGACUUCACCUGUUGUGACAUCUUCAACCAGUACUGUGAACACGCAGACCACCAUGCAGGGACAGCCUCAACUGGCUUCCCCUCCAAUACAGACAAUAGUUCAACAGGCAGUGAAGCCUGCACAAACCACAGUUCUUCACACACAGCCACAGGUUCAGGUUCAUACUCAACUCCAGGGACAACCCAUGGUGCAGACUCAGCCACAGAUUUCUCUUCAAGCUCAGCCAGGAAUUCAAGUGCAAUCCUCUGGACAUUCAACUGUUCAGAUUAAGUCCCCUGUGGUGGCUAAGCCAGCUCCUAUUGUGACUCAAUUGCAAAGCUCCCUCCCAGUUCAGUCUUCACCAGCUCAAAGCAAACCUCUUGUUCAGACAAAGAAAGUCAUGCAAGGCCAGCCACCAGUGCAGUUGCAGUCCAUUAUUCCAGGAAAGCAACAACAACAGAAAACUGCCCAGAGAGCAAGGCCUGUGCUACAGAACACUAAAAAUUCCCCUGGAAAUAUAACUAAACCUCUUGUAAAUCUGGAGGACAUGAAAGUGGCUGAAUUGAAGGCUGAACUUAAAAAGCGAAAUUUGACUGUUUCUGGUGCUAAACCUCAGCUGAUUGAGAGGUUGAAACCAUAUUUAGAUGUUACAAUAUCACCAGGUUCCUCUGCAAAUAAUUUAGCAGACAUGAAGAGGUUACCAGUCCGUGGUGUUGUGAGUGUUCAACCUUUAUCCAUGUCAACGUCAUCACCCGCAAUUCUUUCAACCUCAGAUGAGGUAGCUAUGUCAUCCACAUCACCUCCUAUAUCACCAACGAUCAAAGAUAAGAUCUUUAAUCCUUUGUCACCAGAGGUGAUGGACAUCGCUCCUCCCACUAGUGUCCUAACAGCUCAGAUGAAGAGCAGUCUUCACUCAGCUAGCACUGGCUCUAUACCUAUGGCUGUGGACAACUCCCGGCCUCCAUCAGUCAACCCAGACAUCGCCAUGGAUGUGGACAAUUCUCUAGAUUUUUCGAAUUUUAUUGAUUUAAAUCAAGCAAAUUCAUCAGCUACAUCAGUCCCUCCUACAGUUACACUUACAACAACAGUUGCAUCCAUUCAUUCAUCCCAACCAACCAAUGUGACCAGUCCAACAGUUACAUUGGACAAUACAACCCAAGCAUCACCACAACAUGUGCAGGAGGAAAUCCUGCAGCAACAGAGAAUAAAAAUUGCUCAACUUCAACAGCAGCUGGAAGAAUCUCAGAAGAUCUUACAACAGCAGAUGCAGCAACAGCAACUGCAACAGCAGAUGCAGCAUAAUCCCCGCCAGACAACAACACCACCACAGGCAACACAACAACCUACUUCCCCACGACAGAUACACCAGAUUGUGCAGCAACCUGCAUCCCAAGCUCAUAGUAUACAAGUAAUACAGAAACCCACAUCACCACAGAUACAUCUUGUCAAACAGCCCACAUCACCACCACAGUUACAGCAGACCUCUCCCAUAAUGCAACAGGGGCAGCCACUCUCACCACCACAGCUCCCACAACAGGUACAGAUCAUACAUGCACCCACUGGACAACAACACACAUUAAAUGCCAUCAAGAUAGAGACAGACUGCAAAGCACCACAGCAACCAAACACAAAGAUGGUACAGAUAGGUGCUCCUCAGACUAUAUCUCUGGUGGACAGCUCAGGUCUACCCUUAACAAUACCUGUUGUAUCUCAGGGGAUGCAGUCUAUCCUAAUGCCUAACUUGGUGGACAAAACAACCAAACACAACCUGGAAAAUUUUGUGGUGAGCCAUGGACUGAACAGGAGUUUGAACAUUGCCACAAAGCCAAGCACCAGUAGCUCAUCAGUACAACAGGCAUUCACUGGGCGGACCAUUACGCUGUCCCCCAUUAAUGGCAUCAGCUCAAGCAAAACAACAUCACUGCCAUCUUCCCCUGUGGAAGGAAAAAGUCAAAUUCUGCGGACAACCUCUAACCCCUUCUUUGUUCCGAUGAGGAAAGAACCUCCUAAUUAUGAUGAUGCAGUAAAAAAUCUGGCUAAUAAGGGUCAGAAUUUAUCUUUGGUUGAUAACAAUGUUGCCCCGAAGACUUCUGUCAAAAGUCAGGCUAUGGAUGAUGUUCUAGAGAUUCUCAUAAGGAAUGGAGAACUGCCCCCUAGUGCAGCCCAGGAACCUCCACCAACCCCCAAGACACAGACCUCCUCCAUCAUCACAGCAACAUCUGAAAAAGAGGUGCCUUGUUCGAAAUUCAAGUUCUCCAUUUUUAAUGCUUCUACAGCUGCCACUACCACUACAGUCAGUGCUAACUUGGCGGCUGACACUAGGGAUGUGUAUUCACUGCUGAAUGGACCAAUUACUGCCACUCCCUCAGUGGCUGUAAAAAGGGAGUGUGAUACUCCACCUUCAUUUGUUUUAAAUGAACAAACUGACAGCAAAGACUUAGGUCUGGACAUUCAGGAAAUGCUGAACCAGGACCUAACCUCAAUGGACUGGGCAGACGAUGCCCCAUUUUCACUAGACCUCACUGAUACCUCCACCAUGCAAACAGACCAAGACAAAAUGGGAACCUCAAAAGACAUCCUAAGUGUGCCAACCGAUGAAAAUUCUAAAAACAAUUUGCAUGGCUCAGAGCCAGAUCUAGCAGCCUUGGGAAUAAAUGACACAGAGAGUGUGAAUAUGGAUGUUUCUGAUUGGUUGGAUGUCAUCAUGCCCUCCACUGGUUUGACCCCCCUUAGUGCUAAUGCCCCUGUGCAGUUCCCUUCGGACCCCAUACUCACUCCUAAGACACAGCAGGAGGUGCUGGACCUCUUUAGUUUUGAGGAAUGUGAGUUUGGAACACCAACAGACUUACAGACAGGGAUCAACUGGGAAAAGUUAACCAGCUCUUCAAAUUAGAGGUUUAUAGAAUAAACAAUGGAUGAUUUGAGCAAUUGAGAAUUGGGUUUGAACUUGGUUGUCGAGUUCUACAUGUAUAUGUUAAGGAUUCUCCAUAUUAUUUUGUAUGUAAUUGUUAUUGAUUUAAUUUAACAGUUUUAUGGUGUGAUUAAUAUAUAAAAUGCUCUUUCAAGCUUGGACCAAUUUUAAGGGAGACACACAUCAGAAUCUUCUGGAAAUCUUAUAGAGUAGUUUUUACAGUAUAAAAUACAAGGUUCGACAAUGUUAAAGACCAACAGAAUUGUUAGAAAAGGUGUGCAUGUAUUUGAAUUUUGACUUUUAUAGCUUAUUAUCUUUGGCAGUUUUGCCUUUUCAAGCUUUUUGCAGUGCUCUUUUUGAGAUUAAAGCCAUAUAUUAAUGUUUUUUUUCUAAUAUUGAAUUGUAUUUUUCUUGGAUUUUUGAAUUCAGUCACUGAUUUGGACCUCUCUAUAUAUAGCUGUAGUAGGAGUGUGUCCCCUUCCUUCUUGUUCAGUAAAACAUUGACUGCAAAUCAGCUGCUAUGUGUUUUGGGUCCACAUAUAUAUCGGAUUGUUUACAUAUUGCAUUGAAUCUAUUUAUAGCAGCAGGUGUGCAGUCACUGUGUUACUUAGCUCUUUUUAUCAUGUAUCAUUUUACACAAAAUUCAUAGCUGUGUUCAAAUGCAUUCCAUCCAGCAAACCUUGACAGAAUUCUACACCCCCACCCAGCAUCGUGGAUUUACCAGUUUCUGUUCACUGUUAUGGGGACCAUAUUAAGAACCAAAAUCUUCCUCAAAGUCUGCAAAUUUACCUGAAAUUGAUUCUGAAGUAAUUUGCAGACAUUCUGAUUUAUUCAUUUGUUAUAAAGAAUCUUUAAAUCAUUUACAUAACACAUCUCAAAAAAACGCUUGAGUAAUUUAGAAUGGGACUUGCUUAACUAGAGAUCUUUUUAUUGGUUUAUAAUUUUUGAAAAAUCUUGGACAUUAUUAGUUGUAAUUUGGAAGGGGGGUUGAUGUUUUGCCAAAAAUUUUUUAGUCUGUGGUAUAGGAGAGGAAAAUUAUUUGAAAAUUAAUGGUUCAGAGAACUUGUUUGAUACAUUCCCCACUCUGGUAGCCCCACUUUGCACAUUUCCUUAUCAGAGAACAAAACACACCCUCUUUUCUACAUUCUAUUUAUUAUUAUUUUUUUGUGAAUUUCAGUAGUAGAUAAUGAUAGGACAAGCAUAUUUUAUGAGACAUGGAUAGAGUAUAAAACUGGGUGGAACUUGUUUUCAAAUACAAAAGGGCAAUUUUUUUUUUGUAUGUUCACUUUUAAGAGGGCACCUAUUCCUGACUGAUUUUAAAGUGCUGUAUAUUUAUUUGAUUACACUCAAUGUGCUACAUUCAUUUCACCCUAUUCUUACACAGCCAUUGUAAUAUCACCCCAAUGCUUACUAACAGUGGUCUUCUACUAUUUUAUGUGUUAGAAAUUUGAAUGUUAGUAAAAAUGUACUUGGAUUAAAACCAGCUGAUAAGAAUAAGUGCAAUAGAACUUGAUCAUUAUUUGUGAGUUGUUGUUCUGUUAUUUCUUUUUUGAUGUUCUAUAUUGAACUGGAAACAGAUCCUAUUGAUAACUGAAUUCUAAAUAUUGACUCUGUCAGUCAGAACAGGGCUUCACAGUGUAACAAAUCGGAUAAAUGUGUGCUUUGUAAUAGUAGUCAGGCAAAAGAAAGAUACUGUAAAAAUUCCUGGUUCAUGAAUUUAUUGUUGAUAAGUGAUGUAGAGUAGACAACAUAUAAUUGUUUUGUGAGAAAUUAUUUAAUGGAGGAUAAUUUCAGUAGAAAGGUCUUCCAGAAUUUUUCAUUUGCCAGUUAAACCCACAACCAACGACUGUUUAAACAUCUAAGUGCCUUCCUUUAAUGCUUGUUAGAACAUAUUACUGGUACCGGUAUAUGAUUGUUAAAGAGUUGAAAUUUUAAAGUCUGAAGUUUCAGUUCUACUAUGUAAAUUUCACAAUACUUUUCAGGUCUUAUGCCUGUCCCAGAGAUGGAUAAAUGAUAUCAUUCCAUUUGUCAAGAAUUUUACUUCUUCUGCCCUAUUUGGUAUUAAGCUAAUAACACAGCAUCAAACUUUGUCAUACAAUUUCUUAAUUUACAUAUUAAACACAAAUUCACGUUCAAAUUCUGCAGAAUUGAAGAAAUAUUAUCCAGUACAUUUUCAAAUGAAUGUAUUUCGAUUGGCUAACAUUUUACAAAUCAUAUUUUAAACAUGGCACCUUCAGGCUUUCAAUUUUUUUUCGAUUACCGGUAAAAUGAAAUACUGGGUAAUUUUAUUCCAAUAUUAUGUAUAAAAAUACAUUCAUUAAAUUGUAUGAAAAAUUGGUCUGGGGCAGGUCAUGCCCAUCAUGGUUCUGCAUGGUUCUUUCAAAAUUACAUUUUAGUAAUUUAACAGGUAGAACAAAUAUAUUUAAAUACACUAAAAUAACUGCUUUACUCAGUGUAGUUAUGUAAUGUGUUUAUGUAUAUUAUACUGUAUAGAAAUGAAAUUUUCAUUAUUACACAUACUUAAAUCUGUUUUAAAGUUGAUGACUUUCAAGUUAAUAGACAUUCUCUGUGAUUUACUUCUUGUACAUACUGUAUAGCUAUAAAGGUUUUACGUUAAGUUGAUAAUUUACAUGGAGCAGACAUUAGCUCAUGCAUCAAACAUAGAGUUUUUGAAUUAUGCGUGUUAAUUGCUGUGUGUAUGUACACAUAGAGUAAUAUAUUCACAUUGUUAGAUCACAUUUAUUGUUGGAGUUUCUUUGUGAUGAUUGUUGUUUAUUUAUUUUGUAUCUGUCAUUUUCAACUGACUUUAAAAACAUACAAGCACUGAAUAUUGAUGUUACGUUUGGAUCUUCUAAGACAAAACAGCAGUAAUCAUGAAAAGUAGACCUUCUCUCACAUCAGGUUUCUUCACGGAUUUCUUUUGAUGCUAUCUUUUCCCCCAAAAUUAUGCAUUUAAUUAUGAGUGUAAAAAGAUGAAGAAUUGCCAUUUCUUAGCACUUCUUGUAUUUUGCUAAAGCUGUAAUUUCUUCCUAGGAUAAGCAAAAUGCUAAUUCCUGAUUAUUUUUCUUAACAAUUCUUAUGGCAGAUAAUUAGGGAUAUUAUUUCUGUUUACAAUAAAUUGUAAUAGCAGUUUAUCUGCUAAAGGUCAUAUAUCCUUAAAUCAACAAUUUUACUUUCCACAGUUCUACUCAAGGUCAUUUCUCAGAUGUCAAGGUCAUUCUGGGUAUAUAAACUGUCCAUUGAUAUGGAUUAGCUUUCAGUAGAAUUUCUGUGUAUGACCUGAGGUUGUGUGUAACAUUUACUUUGGGAUAAUUCUGCAAGGUCCUUAAGGUUUUGUAACUCAGAUCUUUUCUGAAACCUUAAUCUCGUUAAGUAAGCAAGCAUCUGGGAUCAUCCAUGCAUUUGACGGCUUCAGUAUAUUUCCUUUAUGUUAGGUAAAGUCUUAUUUUAUUCUCUGUAGUAUUAUUGACAUUCCGACUGAAAUAUUUUUUAUCUUUCUCUCUCUCUCCUGGUUUGCUAUGUUUUUUUGCUUCAUAGUCAAAGCUUGUAUUGUGAGAGAAUCCCCGUACUUAAUCCCCAGGUUGUUGUCUAGAACAUAUCAUUUACAUGUGGUACAGCAGCUCUUUGUAUUUUGCAUGAUUAGUAUUAUGCUUUUAGUUUUAAGAUUAAAAGCCUUCACUAACAUCUUUUUCUAGUAGUGCUGUUAAGUAAUUUUAUCUUGAAAUAGGUAGUUCUUAUAGAAUUAUUGAAAGUAAUUAAGUUAGAUCACAUGCCCCACAUUGCUUACUAUACCUUUGAUUAAUGAAAGGAUAAUCAAUGUACACAAUUGAAGGUUGCAGUUAAUGUGAAAGAUUAUUUUGAAAUAAAUGGUCAUUUUUUAGUUAUUGUUUUAUAAAUAAUGAUAUUUGGCCAAAAAUCGAUGUUAAACAAAAGUGAUCCUAUUUUAAAGGUUAAGCAUUGUUUGUUAUAGAGCCUGUUUAAGACUGCUAGUGUCCUAAUUGUUAAUCACACUGUGAUGUUGUGAAAACCCUUUGAGGUAUUCUCUUUAAAGUCAUAUGUUUGUGCCAAAUAUGUUGUAGAUAAAUAGAUCUCACAUUCAUGUCACCAUGAAUGCUGUGGAUAUUGACCCCUUUCUGUUGUGUAUAUAGUAAUUGUGGUAACUGCAACAUGCACCUGACGUCAAUAGCACUCUCUGCUUUGUCCCCAGUUGAGUUGUAUGUGGUGGCUAGUAUAAUUUUUUUUUGUACAUACCUUUGACUUUGAUAUCAUACACUGUACAUGCUGUCUUAAAGACCCAAAUAAACUCAGCUUGAUGUUA
Messenger RNA from Saccostrea echinata, 9184 nucleotides. Its product is annotated as myocardin-related transcription factor B-like. The transcript has 11 exons. The record is from RefSeq and is a predicted model, not a curated record. The coding region runs from base 562 to 4848 and encodes 1428 amino acids. NCBI's taxonomy places the organism in Eukaryota, Metazoa, Mollusca, Bivalvia, Ostreida, Ostreidae.